UAUGGAGUAUCACAAUUAUUAGUUAUCCUAUCAGAUUAUUGUAUAUAACACCCUCUAGUACCAUAGAUAAUAGAGAGGGUAUGGAGUAUCACAAUUAUUAGUUAUCCUAUCAGAUUAUUGUAUAUAACACCCUCUAGUACCAUAGAUAAUAGAGAGGGUAUGGAGUAUCACAAUUAUUAGUUAUCCUAUCAGAUUAUUGUAUAUAACACCCUCUAGUACCAUAGAUAAUAGAGAGGGUAUGGAGUAUCACAAUUAUUAGUUAUCCUAUCAGAUUAUUGUAUAUAACACCCUCUAGUACCAUAGAUAAUAGAGAGGGUAUGGAGUAUCACAAUUAUUAGUUAUCCUAUCAGAUUAUUGUAUAUAACACCCUCUAGUACCAUAGAUAAUAGAGAGGGUAUGGAGUGUCACAAUUAUUAGUUAUCCUAUCAGAUUAUUGUAUAUAACACCCUCUAGUACCAUAGAUAAUAGGGAGGGUAUGGAGUAUCACAAUUAUUAGUUAUCCUAUCAGAUUAUUGUAUAUAACACCCUCUAGUACCAUAGAUAAUAGGGUAUGGAGUAUCACAAUUAUUAGUUAUCCUAUCAGAUUAUUGUAUAUAACACCCUCUAGUACCAUAGAUAAUAGAGAGGGUAUGGAGUAUCACAAUUAUUAGUUAUCCUAUCAGAUUAUUGUAUAUAACACCCUCUAGUACCAUAGAUAAUAGAGAGGGUAUGGAGUGUCACAAUUAUUAGUUAUCCUAUCAGAUUAUUGUAUAUAACACCCUCUAGUACCAUAGAUAAUAGGGAGGGUAUGGAGUAUCACAAUUAUUAGUUAUCCUAUCAGAUUAUUGUAUAUAACACCCUCUAGUACCAUAGAUAAUAGAGAGGGUAUGGAGUAUCACAAUUAUUAGUUAUCCUAUCAGAUUAUUGUAUAUAACACCCUCUAGUACCAUAGAUAAUAGAGAGGGUAUGGAGUAUCACAAUUAUUAGUUAUCCUAUCAGAUUAUUGUAUAUAACACCCUCUAGUACCAUAGAUAAUAGGGAGGGUAUGGAGUAUCACAAUUAUUAGUUAUCCUAUCAGAUUAUUGUAUAUAACACCCUCUAGUACCAUAGAUAAUAGAGAGGGUAUGGAGUAUCACAAUUAUUAGUUAUCCUAUCAGAUUAUUGUAUAUAACACCCUCUAGUACCAUAGAUAAUAGAGAGGGUAUGGAGUAUCACAAUUAUUAGUUAUCCUAUCAGAUUAUUGUAUAUAACACCCUCUAGUACCAUAGAUAAUAGAGAGGGUAUGGAGUAUCACAAUUAUUAGUUAUCCUAUCAGAUUAUUGUAUAUAACACCCUCUAGUACGGUAUAAAAUAGACGGUAAUAAUAUGGUUUCAGGUAACUGACCCGUUACUGAGUAUUAAACGGACACUCCUCCUCAUUAUCAAUAGUAUUACGUAAUGUACAAACUCUAUUCGACUUUGCCAAGUUCUGAUAUCUUCCAGCUUAACAUCAUGCACUAAAUUAUAUAAUCUAGGAGUGGAUUUUCUGUAACGUUCGACACAGGUGUCCAAACUGUCGGUGUGUAUAGCCUGGAUCCGGUUAAAUAGACCAGACAAAGAAUGAUUCAGAUUUUUUAAAACAUAAUUUAAAUGCUGAAAAAAGAUCUUGUUCAACAAGGAAGAUUAAAGGCAUAAUAUACAACAGUGUUUGAUUAAAACGUUAUUUGAUCAGGUGCCCAACAUAAAAAAAAUUAUCACGACUUCCUGGUUGGUUCAUAAAAAAAAAAUCAAAAUAACAGCUAUGAGUUAUUUGAAAACGAGAUAUUAAGAUAUUAAACAGUAAUUACAUUAUGAAGCCCCCUGAUUAAAUUAGGCUGAUAAUUUUCACAUUCAUAUCGAAUUUCACAGCCAAACAAUAUUUAGAACACAUUGUAGUUCGACAGAAGCCACAGACUGUCCUUAAAUUAAAACGUCUAUUUAUACACCUUCGAACCGUUAAGCUAUUUCGGUAGAAAGUCAUUCGCUGUACAUCAUCCGGACCUAUUCGAAUCGGUGAUAUCAAUCUAUGUAUAUAAACGGUUAAGAAUGCAUAGAAAAAAUCGGCCCACUCCCGAUUCCAGAUCCCGUUGGUGGCAGGGAAAUAGUAAAAACUGCGUCAGAAACUGCAUUGUUGGGCUGGAAGAGUUGAAGAGUUUUCAGUUCCAAUAAUAUACCCUAUACUCUCCUUCACGUCCAGUAUGUACCAACUCUCCUUCACGUCCAGUAUGUACCAACUCUCCUUCACGUCCAGUAUGUGUACCAACUCUCCUUCACGUCCAGUAUGUACCAACUCUCCUUCACGUCCAGUAUGUACCAACUCUCCUUCACGUCCAGUAUGUGUACCAACUCUCCUUCACGUCCAGUGUGUACCAACUCUCCUUCACGUCCAGUAUGUACCAACUCUCCUUCACGUCCAGUUUGUACCAACUCUCCUUCACGUCCAGUAUGUACCAACUCUCCUUCACGUCCAGUAUGUACCAACUCUCCUUCACGUCCAGUAUGUACCAACUCUCCUUCACGUCCAGUAUGUGUACCAACUCUCCUUCGCGUCCAGUAUGUACCAACUAUCCUUCGCGUCCAGUAUGUACCAACUAUCCUUCGCGUCCAGUAUGUACCAACUCUCCUUCACGUCCAGUAUGUACCAACUCUCCUUCACGUCCAGUAUGUACCAACUCUCCUUCACGUCCAGUAUGUGUACCAACUCUCCUUCACGUCCAGUAUGUACCAACUCUCCUUCGCGUCCAGUAUGUACCAACUCUCCUUCACGUCCAGUAUGUGUACCAACUCUCCUUCACGUCCAGUAUGUACCAACUCUCCUUCACGUCCAGUAUGUGUACCAACUCUCCUUCACGUCCAGUGUGUACCAACUCUCCUUCACGUCCAGUGUGUAUCAACUCUCCUUCACGUCCAGUAUGUGUACCAACUCUCCUUCACGUCCAGUGUGUACCAACUCUCCUUCACGUCCAGUAUGUGUACCAACUCUCCUUCACGUCCAGUGUGUACCAACUCUCCUUCACGUCCAGUAUGUACCAACUCUCCUUCACGUCCAGUAUGUGUACCAACUCUCCUUCACGUCCAGUGUGUACCAACUCUCCUUCACGUCCAGUAUGUACCAACUCUCCUUCACGUCCAGUAUGUGUACCAACUCUCCUUCACGUCCAGUGUGUACCAACUCUCCUUCACGUCCAGUAUGUACCAACUCUCCUUCACGUCCAGUAUGUACCAACUCUCCUUCACGUCCAGUAUGUGUACCAACUCUCCUUCACGUCCAGUGUGUACCAACUCUCCUACACGUCCAGUGUGUACCAACUCUCCUUCACGUCCAGUAUAUGUACCAACUCUCCUUCACGUCCAGUAUAUGUACCAACUCUCCUUCACGUCCAGUAUAUGUACCAACUCUCCUUCACGUCCAGUAUGUACCAACUCUCCUUCACGUCCAGUAUAUGUACCAACCCUCCUUCACGUCCAGUAUGUACCAGCUCUCCUUCACGUCCAGUAUGUACCAACUCUCCUUCACGUCCAGUGUGUACCAACUCUCCUUCACGUCCAGUAUGUACCAACUCUCCUUCACGUCCAGUAUAUGUACCAACUCUCCUUCACGUCCAGUGUGUACCAACUCUCCUUCACGUCCAGUAUAUAUACCAACUCUCCUUCACGUCCAGUAUGUACCAACUCUCCUUCACGUCCAGUGUGUACCAACUCUCCUUCACGUCCAGUGUGUACCAACUCUCCUUCACGUCCAGUGUGUACCAACUCUCCUUCACGUCCAGUAUGUGUACCAACUCUCCUUCACGUCCAGUAUGUGUACCAACUCUCCUUCACGUCCAGUGUGUACCAACUCUCCUUCACGUCCAGUGUGUACCAGGGCGAGGAGUUGA
Messenger RNA from Pecten maximus, 3875 nucleotides. RefSeq names its product paternally-expressed gene 3 protein-like. Bases 2196 to 3875 code for a protein of 559 amino acids. The transcript has 2 exons. Lineage: Eukaryota; Metazoa; Mollusca; Bivalvia; Pectinida; Pectinidae. The record is from RefSeq and is a predicted model, not a curated record.